CCAAAAUAUAUUAAUCUUAUGUAGAAACCUAAAAGACCUCUCGAAGUCUUAAUUAUUUUUACAAUUUAAUAACUGAAAAUAAUAAAUACUACACAAAAUGUCCUUACUACCUCCACCAAUAAAACGUGAACCAUCAAAUGCAUCAACAUUUUUUGAAAAUCAAGAACUAGAUGAAAUGGCAAAGCAUUUUGUUGGAAACUUUCAAAGAUUUCGAGAAAAUAUAAUAAUACCAAGAAAUUUAGGACCAGUACAAAUCAAAAGCGACCAGGAAAAACUAGUGGAAUCCACUCUUGAAAGUUGUGGCUUCAAAUCAGUAAUGGCAUGUGUUAUGGGAUACGGAUUAGGUGCUGCUAUUGGACUAUUCAGUGCAUCAGUCAAUCCAAAUAUAGCAGACCCAUUGGCGAAUGAAAAACAACAGACUGCUAGGCAAAUCUUUAAGGAAAUGCGAACUGCUGUGCAUUCUUCAGGAAAAAACUUUGCAAUGAUUGGAGCUGUUUUCUCAGCGGUAGAGUGCACAAUUGAAUCGAGUCGAGGAAAAAGUGAUUGGAAAAAUGGAACAUAUGCGGGAGGAGUUACGGGUGGCAUAAUUGGACUAAGGGCUGGAGUUAAGGCAGGCAUUCUGGGAGCUCUUGGUUUUGCUGCAUUCUCAACUGCCAUUGAUUAUUAUAUGCACCAAAGAUAAAUUAAUAACAACUAUGUAAAUAGCAAUAAUUAUUUUAAUAAAAAUAAACAAAGAUUCACUGUUAACGUUUAAA
Molecule: messenger RNA, 755 nt
Organism: Eupeodes corollae
Lineage: Eukaryota; Metazoa; Arthropoda; Insecta; Diptera; Syrphidae
Product: mitochondrial import inner membrane translocase subunit Tim22
Exons: 4
Coding region: 98-682 (194 amino acids)
Biological process (GO): protein insertion into mitochondrial inner membrane
Cellular component (GO): TIM22 mitochondrial import inner membrane insertion complex
Molecular function (GO): transmembrane protein transporter activity
Source: RefSeq, a predicted model, not a curated record